GCGGCAGCGGCAGCAUAACAAGUGGAGCGCAGCGGUUCAGUUGCCGAAAACUGUUUGCCAAUGUCGCGAUAAAGGCUGUGAAACACUCCCACAAAUGGCCUGGCCCUUAGGGAGAGGGCCCCCACGUAGAACAGGGUGGUGGGGGGCGGCGCUUGACCUUCUGACACCACGAGGAGUUGUUGCACAAUCCACCGCACGGGGAAUAAUCAACAGAAGAAUUGAAGAGGCACACGAACACACACAUAUACUAAUUUACAUGUGUAUGUAUGCUGGUAUGUAUGUAUGUAUGUAUGCGCAGCCAUGCUUCGAUCCACAGAGUUCGAACAGAGGGCCGCCGCCGCGUCGCCCUGCACACUGUAAGCAGUGGCGAAGCAGAGCAGCGUCAGCGUCAGCGUUAGCAGAGCCAGCAGACAGCAGCCCAGAGACUUGAGGAAAGCCCCCAACCGAAACCCAAUCAGAAAUCAGUUGCAGUCGCGAAUUAGCGUCGCACAGGUGCGCCCUCUCCAGUGCUCUCCAGCGAAACGGAACUUCGAAUCGGCACAGAACUUUGAAACUUCGAAACUUCGAUCGAGCAGCUCUGGUUACAUACACAUACAUACAUACAUACGUAACGGAACAUGGUGCACAAGAAUCAGGAAAAGGAUGAGGAUCAGCUGAUGGUACAGCGAGUGCUGGAACUGCAGGAUUGGACCAAGACACAGUCGCAGCUACCGCCGAAUAUAUCAUGCACGUUGCUGCGCCGCUUUUUGCACACAACGCGAGGCGAUUUGGCUGCCACACAGCGCCUGAUGGAGCACAAUUAUGGACUGCGCAACAAGCAUGCCCAGAUCUUCAUUGAGCGCGAUCCGUUGGAUGCCAGCUCCCAGCAGCUGUUGCAAGUGGCCGACCUGGUGCCACUGCCCGGACUGACCCCGGAGAACAAUAAGCUGCUCUUUUACCGACUGAUUGACUUCGAUGCGGACAAGUUCAACUUUACGGCCGGCAUCAAGGUCUUCUUCAUGGUGGCCGACUGCCGCUUUGCCACGGAGAACGACACGCGAAUGUCGGACGGAGAGAUACCCAUUUUCGAUAUGGCCGGCUAUACGCUGCGGCACCUGACCAAGACGGUGCUCAGCUCCCUGCGGGUGUACAUGAAGUUCGUGCAGGAGGCGCAUCCCGUGCGGCUAAAGGAGGUCCAUGUGCUGAACUGUCCCUCCUAUCUGGACAAGGUGCUCACCGUGGUCAAGCCGUUCAUCAAGAGCGAGGUCUUCAAGCUGAUUCACUUCCAUUUGCCGAAUGCGGAGACGCCCUUUAAGCACUUUCCGCGCUCCAUGCUGCCGGAGGAGUACGGCGGACAGGCUGGCAAGAUGUCCGAACUGAAGCAACAGUGGAUGCAAUUGCUCAAGGAGCAGCGGGACUAUCUGAUGGAUGGCCAGAACUGGCAGUUGAACAAGGCCAAGAAGGUGUCCAACAGCAGCAACAGCAGCAGCAACAGGCGAUCCAGCACAUCUACCGCCGCCUCGGUUGCGCAUGGUCUUAAGAAUCUGGAAAUUGAUUAGCCACCGAGGGCGCAACUGUACCUACACAACAUAACCUACAUAUCCAUACAACAUA
Molecule: messenger RNA, 1593 nt
Organism: Drosophila obscura
Lineage: Eukaryota; Metazoa; Arthropoda; Insecta; Diptera; Drosophilidae
Product: alpha-tocopherol transfer protein
Exons: 5
Coding region: 618-1538 (306 amino acids)
Cellular component (GO): membrane
Molecular function (GO): phosphatidylinositol bisphosphate binding
Source: RefSeq, a predicted model, not a curated record